Messenger RNA from Manduca sexta (tobacco hornworm), 1581 nucleotides. RefSeq lists its product as uncharacterized. NCBI's taxonomy places the organism in Eukaryota, Metazoa, Arthropoda, Insecta, Lepidoptera, Sphingidae. The coding region runs from base 229 to 819 and encodes 196 amino acids. The record is from RefSeq and is a predicted model, not a curated record. The transcript has 4 exons.
GUUGCAACACUCUCAGUACGACUCUAGUCGCUUUGCCGCUUGGAGCAGGCGCGUCCCACGACGCCGGCCACACGGAGAGGGCGAGAGAGGAAAAACUCGAGACGGUUCAAGAGCUGAAUGUAACUGAGACAUGUGGACCGAAUGAGUGCAGUGUACAGUGACAUAAUAUUAGUGAACAGCCCAUUAAGCAACCACAGUAACGAGCGUGUAGGUGGCGAAACAUAAACAAUGGACACAAAAAGCUCGAUCUCGUCACAUGAAUGGCACAUACCGAGACCGUCUUUGUCGGGCAGUAGCGGAGCCGGCAGCAUCAGCGACUCACGAUCUCGCGGCGGCUCCGCCUCCAGCCAAGGUUCAUCUAGCAACCACAGCACCCACAGUGUAUCAUCGGGCUCGCUGCUAUUGAAUGCGGCGCAUCUGGCCCGCAUGAAUGGGAAAACAAUAGAAAGAGACGAGAUCGGAGGUUACCACAACAAAUCGAUGAAUUAUGAACGCAAGUCGGCCCUAUGCGAUUCAGUGGUUACCAUUCCCGAGGAGUCGCAUGAGGCUGUUGAUUCUAUGUGGAGCGGCGUAAAGCGAGAGGCGGCGCGCGGGCAUGACGCCGCGUCAGUCGCCAGCUCGACACACUUCACCGUAGUGAACGGGUACACGAAGCACCGGACCGGCAAGGAGCCCAAAUCAUGUUGCUGCGAUCACUCGCAUCAGAUUACCGUUCUUGUAAUAUCGAUGACGAUUUUGUUCUCAGCUUGUAUACUGGCGGCCAUAUGCUUCGUUGAAAUGCGAAUGCGCAAGGAGACCGGCAUGUACAAAUAUUCCUAAUUCUAAUAAUAAUUUGGAAGAAGAUACAUGAAAAGUAUUAAUAACUAAAUAGUUCGAUUUUAAUUUUAUACUCAAACAAUAUUUGAUUGUACAAUACUAGAUUUAAACGUGCAAAGGUUAAAUACAUAAUAUGUUCUAAAUAGACGUAGUAUAAAAUAUAAAUCAGUAGUUAAAAUUGUGGAAUAUGAAUUGUCGCCCAGUUUACUGUAAACCUAAGGAAUGUAGACAAAAAUGUGUACAUUAUUAUUUAUAUUUCAUAGUUAAAUGACGAGGAGGCCACAAAACUGUGAUGUUGAUGGUAUUUUUUAAUUAGUCUAAUUCUUAUAUGGCCUCUGUUUUGUUCUAAAUAAACAGCAUAAUUUUUAAAAUAAUUAAGUUGUAAACACGAUGUAUUAUGAAUACGAUAUAAACAUUUAAUAAUAAAUAGCAAUAUUGAUAAUUUUAAAACAAAAUGUAAAUGGUUACUUUGUAAGAUUCCAUUAUAUUGUGGAUUUAUGUAAUCAUAAUAUUAUUAUCAUAUUAAUGAAGGCAUUGUAUCAACUUAACGCCUUGCUACACACCGAAAGCGUCAUAUGCCAGAAAAAAGUUGUAAAGUUUUGUAAAUAGCAUAAAAAUUUACAUCUUUUAAACAUAAUAAUAUUAUUUCGAUCAUAAUACCUAAUGUACGAUAAUUGUUUUGUCUUAAUAUAGUUUAUAAGUGUAUUUAAAUUGUUGUGUAUGAACUGUGAUAAUGUUAACAAAAAUAAAAAUAUAUCCUGUAUA